Molecule: messenger RNA, 2652 nt
Organism: Caenorhabditis bovis
Lineage: Eukaryota; Metazoa; Nematoda; Chromadorea; Rhabditida; Rhabditidae
Source: the annotation of a GenBank genome assembly
AUGGGUAGUGUGACACUGACGAUACAGCCAUCAACUUCUGGACUUCAAAAUCCGAGGGCUGGGCGAUAUCAGGCAAAUCAGGCUCAAUUUCAAAUGGGCAUUUCUGAUUUUAUGGGUGAUGGACCAGGAAGAAGAUUAAGAAAAAAUGUGGCAAACGUUAGAAGGCAUGUAGAUUAUGUUUCAACGGUUUUAAAUUAUACAGAGGCAAGAUUGUGGCAAUACGGGCGAAGGCAACGAAUCCUUCAGCAACCGGACGAAUUAUAUCAGAAUACGGCUUUGCCCGUUCAUUGCACUCCAGAUGUACCGGUGGAUUGUGUGUUAACGAAAUUUAUCAGAGCGGCAAUGAAUAAAAUCAAAUGUCCAGUGUAUUCGUUAUGCUGGUCGCCGGAAGGUAAACGGUUAAUUACGGGUACUCAAACGGGAGAAUUUACACUAUGGAACGGAACUGCCUUCAAUUUUGAGACAAUUCUUCAGGCUCACGAUACUGCUAUUCGUGCCCUUAAAUGGUCCUAUAACGAACAAUGGCUUUUAAGUGCCGACCAAGACGGUUAUGUGAAAUAUUGGCAACCGAAUAUGAAUAAUGCGCAUAUGUUCUCAGCACACAAAGAUGAAGCUGUGCGAGGAAUUGCAUUUUCACCAACGGAUUUGAAAUUCGCCACGGCCUCUGAUGAUGGUACUGCUCGCAUAUGGGAUUUUGCGCGUUAUUCGGAAGAUCGAAUUCUUCGAGGUCAUGGAUCGGAAGUUCGGUGCAUUGAUUGGCAUCCAUCCAAAGGAUUACUAGUGACAGGAUCGAGAGAUACUCAGCAGCCAGUGAAGUUGUGGGAUCCGAAGGCAGGAACUUGUUUGGCUACAUUACAAGAGCACAAGAGUAGUGUAAUGGCAGUAGAAUUCAACAAGAAUGGAAAUUGGCUUCUAACCGGUGGAAGAGAUCAUCUCAUCAAAAUGUAUGACAUACGGGUGAUGAAAGAACUCCAAACUUAUCGGGCUCAUAAGAAGGAAGUCAUUUCAUUGGCUUGGCAUCCAAUCCAUGAAGGACUCUUCGUAUCUGGCGGAGGCGAUGGUUCGAUCGUUUACUGGUUAGUCGAUAAUCCGAAGGAGAUUGGAUUAUUGGAACAUGCUCAUGAUCAAGCAAUCUGGGCAAUGAAAUGGCAUCCGUUGGGACAUAUUUUGGCAACUGGAUCAAAUGACAAUAAUACAAAGUUUUGGGCUCGGAAUCGGCCGGGCGACACUGUUGAAGACAUUUUUGGACUUUCUGCAGCGACUAUGGUUGGUCAUUUGGAUAAGGAGCGUGAGCCAAAGGCUGUGAGCACGAAAUCGACGCUGAACGACGUAUUCAACAACAAACCUGAUAUUUACAUUCCUGGAAUGGGUCUUGAUGAAGCCCUCUACGAGCAGAUCAACAAGGAUGUCGAGUCGACAAUGACGCCGCUUCUUGUUCCCGAUGAUUUGACUCGUGUGUCGAGCGGGCCGAUGAUUGGCGCGAAGAAGACGCUUAUCAAGCAGCCGCCGGCGAAAAAAGCGCAACGGCAAUUCGAGAGAAUGUGGAAUAACUCGAAGGGAAUUGGAGCCGGUACUGAUGACUUCUCGGCGGUUCUCGGCGGAAUGGGAAGGGAGGAUCAGGCGGCGGCGAUGGAGAAUGGAAGGAUGCAAAAGAGCUUACUCGGAGCGCCGCCGACACCUUCGUUUCUUGGAAAACCAUCGUCAUCGCUGAUGGGACCACCGCCGGUGAAUCCGUCGCUUCUAAGUCGGCCACCGGAUUUUGGUGUGAAACCAUCAUCAUGGCGGCCUCAACCAUUCCACGAUGAUCGGCAGAAUGAAUCAAGCAUCAAGUUUGAUAAGAACGGAGUCCCGAUUCUCCCGCCGGGUCUUCCGCCGCAUUUGUGGCCGAUGCCGCCGGGAAUGUCGAAGCCGAUGAUGUCGAAUACCGGAGGUGACAUUGAUUAUCGGAAUGCGCCGCCAGGACCAUCGCCGUCGAAAAACACGGAUAUCGAUCUGCGAAGCAUUCCUUCUCAGAAUCCUGUAACGGAUUCUUGGAGGACGACGGCGCCGCAGCAGUCGACGAGUAUGCAGCCGCCUGUGCAAGAUCCAAGAUCUGAUCCAAGGCUUCAAAAGCGAACAACCAAAUAUUUCCGAGAAAUGCUCAAUAUUCUUGAGCCCGAAGAUGUGUCGGAAUUGUCAAGCUUCGAGAUCAAAAUCAGAAAAUCGCUGUCGUUGCUAUUCCGAUUCGCGCUAGCCGUCUUCACCAUUUCGCACACGUUCGAGUUUCUGUUCUCCAGCAUCUGGAUGCAUGGCUAUAUAUGGUGUCUGAAUCUACCAAUUGAUUUGGAUAUGACUGAUAAGCCGGCUGGUCUGAUUGUCAAGCAUCAAUUGGACGAGGUGCACUUAAGCGAGCGACUAAUUCAUUCAAUCUUGGUUGUCAUUGCAAUCGUCAUGCUCCUUUUCGCAACCGGCUUCAAUAGUCAUCCCGGCAAACGCGUGUGGUACCUUUUGAAGCUCGCCAUGUCGCUUGGCCUAGUUUGCAGUCUGGCUAGGCCACUUCAAAUGAAGCAGCGAUUCUUUUCUAGUCUCCACGAGGGAUUCUAUUGCUACUUUGCUUUUUUCAUUGUCGGCUUUUUGAUGACCUAUCGACAUGCUGAGAAAUUCCCGAAAUAA